AUGCUUGUUUGGCAUCAUGGAUCAGCACUUCAGCCUUGUAAAUGCCCACUAUGCCGUCGUUAUAUCACUUUGUUGGUUCCAAGUGAGGCUUCAUUAAGGCAGGCUGACAGACCAGAGGUGGCUGAGAUUCUAGGCAGAGUUGAAAGGUACAAUCGUUAUUUUGGAGAUCAUCCCAGAAGUCUUAUUCAGAGAGGGCAGGACCUUCCUUUUUUCCUGCGGAGGCUGCUGCGAGAACUAAUUGAUCCUAAUAGAUCUCUUCCUCCUCGUAGGAUGGCUCAGAUCUGUUUUGCAAUGAUAUUGUUAGCAAUCUACCUAGUCAGUCCUGUUGACCUUAUUCCGGAAGCAAUCUUUGGUUUACUUGGUUAUGUGGAUGAUUUCUUCGUGGCGCUCGUCAUCUUGUUUAAUCUUGCUGCCAUUUCUCGGUCGAUACUCUAUCACCGUCAUGGAGGUUCCUGA
Messenger RNA from Prunus armeniaca (apricot), 456 nucleotides. Lineage: Eukaryota; Viridiplantae; Streptophyta; Magnoliopsida; Rosales; Rosaceae. The record is from the annotation of a GenBank genome assembly.